Exophiala viscosa is the source of this 1646-nucleotide messenger RNA. RefSeq names its product ornithine decarboxylase. Lineage: Eukaryota; Fungi; Ascomycota; Eurotiomycetes; Chaetothyriales; Herpotrichiellaceae. The transcript is spliced from 2 exons. Bases 207 to 1532 code for a protein of 441 amino acids. Gene Ontology annotation, cellular component: cytoplasm. Gene Ontology annotation, molecular function: ornithine decarboxylase activity. The record is from RefSeq and is a predicted model, not a curated record.
GCUACAGCAACACCACUGUCGUCCUUUCAGUUUGACAACCCCCUUGAACAACUCCCACUUUUUCAGCUGCCGCAUAGGUCGCCACUCGAGGUUCUUCCUCCUCGUGAGGGAGAGUCGCUGAGGCAAAGCCAACGUCCCAGGGGAGCAGAAUCCACUAAGCCUCCCUAACACCCCCUGUGGUUCCAAUUCAACUCUUAAACUUUUGGAUGGUAAUGGCACCUUCUGCUAUCGCCAUCAUUGACCACAACGAAACCACUGUUUUGAAUGACAGUAAAAUCGACUACAUUGACACCACCAAGCAUGGCGUCGAAUCCGAUGUGACAGGCUUUGCCUCCAAGGCUCUCAUCAACAAGGUUCUCAAGGAGCAAAUCGCUCGUAUCGAUGUUGAUACCUGCGAACCAGGGGAGGAAGAUGCCUUUUAUGUGGCGGAUCUAGGAGAAGUGUACCGCCAGCAUCUCCGCUGGAAGCUCAAUCUCGCCCGCGUCAAGCCAUUUUAUGCCGUCAAAUGCAACCCCGACAAAGAAGUCCUGCGUCUCCUCGCAAAGUUGGGCACCGGCUUCGAUUGUGCGUCUCGAGCGGAGAUCGACAUGAUCCUGAGUCUUGGCGUGCCAGCCGGCCGGAUCAUUUAUGCGCAACCUUGCAAGACGAAAUCGUAUCUUCGACACGCGAGGAAGGUGGGCGUCACUCGCAUGACCUUCGACAACACCGAUGAACUCCACAAGAUUCGCGACUGCUACCCCGAAGCCGAAUUGGUUUUGCGAAUUGUGACCGACGACUCAGCCAGCUUGUGCCGCUUCAGCGCCAAGUACGGGGCCACUCUGGACGAGGCGAACGAAUUGCUGGUUCUUGCGAAGGAUUUGGACUUGAAUGUCAUUGGCGUGAGUUUCCACGUUGGGUCGGGAGCCAGCGAUCCCAAUUCAUUCGGCAAGGCUGUGGAGGACGCUCGUUUCGUCUUCGACCGCGCUGCCGAGCUCGGGCUCGACCUCAAACUGCUCGAUGUGGGCGGUGGCUUUGUCGAUGAGACUUUUGAGAUGUUCGCAGGAAACUUGAACGACGCUUUGGAAAGACACUUCCCACCUCAUGUGCGCGUCAUCGGCGAGCCUGGACGGUACUACGCUUCCAACGCCUUCACUUUGGCCACCCAUGUGAUUGCCCGACGCGAGGUUCGUGGCGACGACGGUAGCAGGGGUUACAUGUUGUACCUGAACGACGGAGUGUACGGGAACUUUUCCAACAUCAUUUUCGACCACCAGCAACCUGUUCCGCAGGUACUUCAGCGCUCUUCAGUGGACAAGAAGCUGGUCGAAUAUUCGAUCUGGGGCCCUACUUGCGACGGUAUCGACGUGAUUGCCGACCGGGUCUUUCUUCCAGGUGUGCUCGAUGUCGGCGACUGGCUGUUCUUCGAGAACAUGGGCGCCUAUACAAAGUGCUCGGCCACCAAGUUCAAUGGCUACACGGAUGAUCAUGAGGUGUUUUACAUCUCUAGUGAACCUGGCGCCUCGGCUUUGCUGGGCUAUGGAGCCGACGAGUAGAGGAUUCGUUGGUCAACUUGAAUGUUGUGGUGAAUGGGAAACAUAUUUGGAGGGAUAGGAUCCCUAGAUUUCAUUUUCUUGUUAUCGCACGCUCAUUUGGCAGACCAGUAUACG